Bacillus rossius redtenbacheri is the source of this 1871-nucleotide messenger RNA. Its product is annotated as chitinase-3-like protein 1. Gene Ontology annotation, cellular component: extracellular region. Gene Ontology annotation, molecular function: chitinase activity; chitin binding. The record is from RefSeq and is a predicted model, not a curated record. Bases 211 to 1692 code for a protein of 493 amino acids. The transcript has 10 exons. NCBI's taxonomy places the organism in Eukaryota, Metazoa, Arthropoda, Insecta, Phasmatodea, Bacillidae. Gene Ontology annotation, biological process: carbohydrate metabolic process; chitin catabolic process.
GUUCUAAUUGAAACUUCCUAGUCUCAAGGUCAUUGACACUCGGGCGCACAAAUUACUAUGUACGAGGUUUAAUACAUACUUCAACAGUUCGCCAGUUGCGUCCGCCACGACUAGUGUUUGUUAAAAUUGGAAAAUAGGCCGUGAAAUGUUGAACUGUGAGCCUCCUGACCAUCUCGACAUCGACACAACUGACAUCGCCGUACACGAGACAUGACGAUGUUGGCACACCUGACUGUGGCAGCCGUGCCUCUUCUGCUGCCUCUGUUACUCGCCGGAGCCGAAGGAGGGUACCGCGUGGUCUGCUACUACGGCAGCUGGGCAGUGUACCGGCCCGGCGACGGCAAGUUCGACGUGGAGGACAUCGACCCCACGCUGUGCACGCACCUCGUGUACGGCUUCGUCGGCCUGGGCGAGGGAGACACUGUGCGCGUGCUGGACUCCUGGAACGACCUUCCCGACAACUACGGCAAGGGUGCGAUGGCGCGCUUCGUGAAGCUGAAGGAGCGCAGCCCCACGACGAAGGUGAUGGUGUCCAUCGGCGGCUGGAACGAGGGCUCCACCAAGUACUCGGACAUGGCGAGCUCCGAGUCGCGCCGCCAGAGGUUCGCCGACAACGCGCUGGCCUUCGUGCAGAAGUACGGCUUCGACGGCCUGGACCUGGACUGGGAGUACCCGGCACAGCGCGGCGGCAAGCCCAGCGACAAGGAUAACUUCCCGAAGCUUCUGGAGGCGGUGUACAACAAGUUCCACGCGAAAGGCCUACUGUUCACCGCGGCGUUCGGGGCCAGCCUCAAGACAGUGGGCCUCUCCUACAACAUUCCCGAAGUUUCCAAGUACCUGGACUUCAUCAACGUGAUGACGUACGACUACCACGGGUCGUGGGACACGACGACGGGAGUGAGCGCCCCGCUGUACGCCGACCCCACCGACGCUUCCGACGAGGCCAAGACCAUGAACAUCGACACGUGCGUGCGGAACCUGCUGAAGCUGGGCGCGCCGGCGCACAAGCUGAACCUGGGCAUGGGCACGUACGGCCACUCCUUCACGCUGCAGGACCCCCAGCAUCACGGCGUGAACGCGCCCAUCUCGGGACCCGGGGAGGCCGGGCCCUACACGCGCCAAACAGGCACCAUCGGCUACAACGAGAUCUGCGAGCAGAAGAACAAGUGGACGAUCGUCUGGAACGACGCUCAGCAGGUGCCGUACGGCUACAGCAACAACCAGUGGAUCGGCUACGACAACGUCAAGUCCAUCAAGAUCAAAAGCGAGUACCUGAAGGAGAAGCAGUUCGGCGGCGCAAUGGUGUGGAGUCUGGAGACGGACGACUUCAGGAACGUGUGCGGCGAAGGCAAGAACCCGCUGCUGCACACCAUCAACGCCGUCCUCAACGGAGGCACGCUGCCGACGGGCGCUCCCACCACCGCCGGGUCCACGGCGGCGGCGCAGACGGGGGGCGGCGGGCAGACUGCCGCCCCCACGACGGCCGCCCCCCAGCCCACGGAGCCGCUGCCCCCCGCCACCGAGCUGUGCGACCACGCCGGCUACGUCAGGGACAAGACGGACUGCCAGGUGUUCUACGAGUGCGUGGCUUCGGGCGGCCAGUACCUCGUCUACAAGUUCAAGUGCGCCGACGGCACCUACUUCGACACCACCAGCGACCAGUGCAACUACGCCGAGCAGGUCGCGUGCUGACUCCCCUCCGCCCUUCCCCCUUCACCACCCAUUCCCUUUCACGUCUCUCUCUCCCUGCGCUGCAGUUACUAGUUGAUUCCUGCUCAUGUUCACACGUCCAGCGUGCAUUAUUUAUCACGACACCUUCAGAACCAUACAUAUUUAAAAUGUGAAUGUUUGUUCUUUUUUUUAUUAAUACA